CCGCCUGAGGCCAGGAUGUGCUCUCCGGCUGGCAGGGCCUGGAGCAGAGCCCAGUCACUCCCCGGAGCCCAAGUGCUGGGAACCGCCCCAUGCCCCCCUCUACCCCCCUCCCCUUGCGGGGCGGGCCAGCCCCCUGGGCGCCUUAAAAACCAGAGCUGGUGCUCAGGUCGCUGCCGCUUUGAGCAAGAUCCAGCGUCGCUGCGGUUAACCCUGACCUCUUUGGAGACCCCGCGCAGCCAUGGCCAGCAAGGGCUUGCAGGACCUGAAGCAGCAAGUGGAGGGGGCGGCUCAGGAAGCUGCCAUGGACCAGGCGGCCAAGUCUACCCAGGAAACCAUCGACAAGACUGCUAACCAGGCCUCGGAGACUUUCUCCGGUUUGGGGAAAAAAUUCGGCCUCCUAAAAUGACAGAAAGGAGACGAGGGUGACUCCCUACCAGGUCCUGAGCUCUAGCAGGCUCUUAGCCGGCCCUCUCAUUAAAGCACAUAUUCUUAA
Phacochoerus africanus (Common warthog) is the source of this 493-nucleotide messenger RNA. RefSeq names its product adipogenesis regulatory factor (gene ADIRF). The transcript has 2 exons. Gene Ontology annotation, biological process: positive regulation of fat cell differentiation. The coding region runs from base 16 to 351 and encodes 111 amino acids. Lineage: Eukaryota; Metazoa; Chordata; Mammalia; Artiodactyla; Suidae. The record is from RefSeq and is a predicted model, not a curated record. Gene Ontology annotation, cellular component: nucleus.